Candidozyma auris is the source of this 1092-nucleotide messenger RNA. RefSeq lists its product as uncharacterized. The transcript has a single exon. The record is from RefSeq and is a predicted model, not a curated record. Bases 1 to 1092 code for a protein of 363 amino acids. NCBI's taxonomy places the organism in Eukaryota, Fungi, Ascomycota, Pichiomycetes, Serinales, Metschnikowiaceae. Gene Ontology annotation, molecular function: protein binding.
AUGCUAUUAGUCGCCGUUUUUGUGAUGAUUAACCGUCUCAACACUGCCAGUGAAGAAGCUCUUAUUCAUGAAGAAGAGAAUCAGGCCUAUCUUGAACUAAAUCUGGAUGAGCAAGAGCUAUAUUUCCAGUCUAGGGAGUACCUUGCAGCCAAUCCAUAUUUCAGAGGUGAUCUUGCAUUAAGUCAGAACCUCAGCAUCCAAGAAAAGGGAAUACGUGCUUGGGAAUUUGUGAAGGAUUACAUGCUAACGAAUAAUGACCUUCUUAUUGUUAAUCGGUUCGAGCUAAAUUUUUUUAAAAAGCUUGAGUGUUCGACACAGACAAACCUACCGAUCCCGAUGACAAACGAUGUCUACUAUUUUGAGUGUAAAGUGUACUCUUUGCCCAGCCCUUCAGAAACUACAAUCUCGAUUGGAUUGAGUCUGAAACCAUACCCAUGGUUUCGUCUACCAGGUAGACAUGCCUAUUCCGUUAGCUACGACAGUGAUGGUUAUAGAAGGCAAAACCAGCCCUUUUCACCGCGCGGCGACCCGCCAUUUCCCUCUCUAAUCGAGGGUGACGUUGUUGGUAUAGGAUAUCGUGUUAGAUCGGGCACGAUAUUUUUUACUCGCAAUGGAAAAAAAUUGAGUGAACUGAAAAUUGGUGGUCACAUCAAAAAUUUUAAAAUCCCUCAAGAAGGACAGCUAUUCCCGAUAGUCGGAGCAAACAAUUUGUGUUCAGUGCAUGUCAACAUCGGGCAACUCGGUUUCGUCUUCAUCGAAGGAAAUGUAAAGAAAUGGGGUUUUGCUCCUUUAGAGGGGAACGGACCUGCACCCCCAGCGUACAAGAAGUUCAACUCUGACAUACUUCUCGAGCGGUCUGAAAUUGAUGAUGAUAAUGAUUUGACGGAUCGGGAGAACGACUUUCCACCGGACUUUUGGGACAUUCAUACGGAACAAAAUGAAGGAUGCACUUCCAAUCAAGACAAAUUUAGCUACAACGCCUACGAAGAGGAGCAGUCGGACGAUGAAAGAAUCACGAUGAAUAGCUUGAUUCCUUCCAAACCACCAAGUUAUAACUCGAAUGAGCCAAUAACUACAAACGAGACUACUUGA